Orbicella faveolata is the source of this 1803-nucleotide messenger RNA. RefSeq lists its product as uncharacterized. The record is from RefSeq and is a predicted model, not a curated record. Gene Ontology annotation, cellular component: transverse filament; synaptonemal complex; male germ cell nucleus. NCBI's taxonomy places the organism in Eukaryota, Metazoa, Cnidaria, Anthozoa, Scleractinia, Merulinidae. Gene Ontology annotation, biological process: lateral element assembly; chiasma assembly; meiotic DNA repair synthesis. Gene Ontology annotation, molecular function: double-stranded DNA binding.
AUGCAAUCCCAGGCCCACAGACAACUGAAGCAUCAUAUUCAGCAACCGUUAUUCAAGCUGUCUACAAGCUCAGUUUCCCAAUCUCCUCCAACAUCAGCUUCGUAUUUUGCGAGCCCAAAUGUCAACAAAACUGCAUAUCAUGGACAUCAGUUAAACAUCAGGCCGGUCAACUCACCUUCUAACACCUAUUUUCGCCAAAACAACCCAAGGCAGAAAGAAAAAGAAACAGAGAAAGUGGAAAAAGACAUGGCGCAAUCUGCAGAAAGAAUUCAUACCUUGCACACUCGCCUUCAUCAAGAAGCAGAGAAAAUAAGAAAGUGGGAAAUGUCCACAGAGAUAGAAAUAAAAGAAAAGGAGAAAAAACUACAGGAAGCUGUCCAAACAAUCGAUUCUCAGAGGAAAUCAAUCCUCGAUUUACAGUUCCAGAAUGAAAGUCUUAGCUCGAAGCUUCAAGAAGAGCUUGCAAGUAGAGAGGAGGUCGAACACAAAAUUGUUUCUACUCGAGAUAUGUGCAACGCACUGAAAGAUCAUGUUGCGAAAGUGGAGGAAAAUAUACAUAGAGGGGAAGCUGAUCGCGACGAACUUCGAUUUGAAGAUAGUAAGCGCAUUGAACAGUUCCAGGAAUUGGUAAUUAGGUUUCAGGAUCUUCAGAUUGAACACACAGCAAAGCACAAUGAAAUGAAAACUAAAUUUGAAGAACAGAGACAGGUGCAUGAAGAAUUCGUCAUGGACUAUACGGAAAAACUGGAGAAAGCAGAGAGUCAGAUUCAACUUCUUGAGAAUGACACGAAGAGAAAGGAGACACAAAUUUCCACCAUGGAAGCAGCUUUGGACAAGAGCAAAGAAGAGUCUACUUCAUUGGGGCAUGAGCUAGCCUUAUUACAGGAUAAACUGAAGAAAUUUGAAAGUAUCAUCACCUCGCAACAGGUCCAAAUACAAAAUACAGAGGAAAUGUUGUCUUUUAAUAAGGAGGAAUGCAAGAGGAUCGAACAGGAGCGCAAUACCAUCCAAUUACAGUUUCAGGAUGCCCAACAAGCGAAUCAAACAUUAAAAGAUAAUAAUCUUGAUAUGAAAAAGGAGCAAAGACAAGUUCUAGAUGAGCUGGAGAAACAGCUUUCUUCUUUGAUAAGUGAAAAAGAGAAACUGGAAGAGAGCCUUCAAAAUCUUACCAGAGUAAACGAAACAACGACGGAGGAAUUGACAAAUCUGCAAGUUAAGCUUGAGUCUCUGACAAGAGAGAAAGAAAAAGUAGACACCUUAAACGAAAAUAUUCUCAAAGAAAAGAAUGAGUUGAUGAAAGCUUGUGGAGACCUGCAGACCAGCCUUUCAAAAGAGGAAGAGAGGGUAUUCUCUAAGGGAGAAAUGGUACGGCAAUCAAAGGAAAAGCUUGCUCAAUUACAGGAAACAAACUCUUCUUUAACGAAUGAACUCGACCAGGUGAACAAAAAGAAAGAAGAAUUAGAGGAAAAGCUCCGACUUUUAACACUUUCCUCCGAAGAAAAGCAGAGGACUAUAAGUGAUCUUGAGGGCAAGAUCUACAAAGCAAAUUACAGUCAGAAAUACUUAACAGAGAACGUGCAAGAUCUUCAAACAAAACUGGAGAAUGAAAGAAAAGAAAAAGAAGAACUCCAAAAGUCUAUUGAAGACUUUAAGGCCUCCGAAAGAAAACGAAGGGGUGAAAUAGACGCUUUAGAAGAAAAAAUUGCAGUACUGGAAAAGAGUUUGAAGGGUGCUUCACAACGUGAAAAAGAAUCAAAUGAGCUAGUUCAGAAACUUCAGGAAGACUACGAAAGACUGCAGUGA